UAAACAUCACAAAGUUUGUGCAGAACUCCGGAGCACGAUGUCCUCUCCUGGUAUAGGCACCCCAAGUGACCCUCUCCUACCUAGUCCUGGCCAAGACGGCUUUGGGCAAGCCCAGGGUGCCACAUGGAAGCCGACUUUGUCAAAAACAUGCAGCUUCCCAACGUCUACCACACGGCACCUCAGCCAUCGAGCCAACAGCUUUCAAAGGCACCCGAAACGGCGAAAGCUAAUACGGCCAUCUCCGCCACCUCCACCUAAUACACCAUGCCCUCUGGAGCAAUUGGACCUCAGCGACCUGCCUCCACGUAGAACUUUUCUUGAACUACUCUUCAAUGGCUGCAUACUGUUUGGCAUUGAGUUUAGCUAUGCCAUGGAAACAGCAUAUGUUACCCCAGUGCUUCUUCAGAUGGGCCUGCCCGAUGAGUUCUACAGCCUUGUGUGGUUUAUCAGUCCUAUAUUAGGGUUCCUUCUUCAACCAAUCCUUGGAGCGUGGAGUGAUCGGUGUACAUCCCGCUUCGGACGAAGAAGGCCUUUUAUCUUUGCCUUAGCAAUUGGGGCUCUGCUUGGUCUAACGUUUGUACUAAAUGGAAGGGACAUUGGCUCAGCAGUGGCAGACACUGCUGUCAAUCACAAGUGGGGCAUUGUGCUGACAGUGUGUGGAGUGGUUCUGAUGGACUUCAGUGCUGACUCGGCUGAUAACCCCAGUCACGCAUACAUGAUGGACUUGUGCAGUCCAGAAGACCAGGACAGAGGUCUCAACAUCCAUGCGCUACUAGCAGGUCUUGGUGGCGGAUUCGGCUACAUUGUUGGCGGGGUGAACUGGGACAAUACUGAGUUUGGCAAGUCUAUGGGAGGUCAGCUUCGGGUCAUCUAUCUAUUUACCAGCAUAACCCUUGUAAUCACAACAGCUUUGACACUUACUAGCAUCCCUGAGCGACCUCUACUACAGUCUCAGAACAAGAGCUCCAAACACCUAAAGAGCCCUAUCCUUCCUCUUCCAGCUUCUCCUCCUCCACCUGCUGGAGCCCUUCAGGACGAGGAAGAGGAGGAGGGCGGUCUAUACAGCUACCAGUUCUCCAAUCAAAGGUACCCGGAUUGCUUGGGCCACUCAUGCAGUGCUAAUGCCAGGCUCUGUGCAGGUCUGAACAGUCCCAUCUCCCCUCUCAGCCCACUGACACCAAAAUAUGGCAGCUUUAUCAGCCGGGACAACACUCUAACCAACAUUAAUGAAUUUGCGUCAUCUUUGGGAACAUCGUACAUCGACAGUGUACUAAUUGACUGUUACACUGGACACCAAAUGCCCAAACUUUUGGAGCCUGAGUCCAUAGCUCCACCUAUCGCUAUGUUAGACACUCCCAAUGCCCAGAUGUCCCAGCCAAUCAAUGCAGCCUCUCCAGCUAGUAGUUCACAGGUAGGGGAACCAUCACAAACAAAUGGAGAUCUGCAGGGAACGGAAAGAAUAGAAGCCGUUCCAGCUAUUGAACAUUUGGAGCCGAGUGAAAUAUCUGAACUCAGUGAGACUCCACAGGAUGGUGGGGGAUUAAAGCGAGGCUGUAGCACCUCAGGGAUCCUUAAACGCCCACAGAGCCUUGCCCUAAUAAAUGAGCCACUGAUGUACCCCAGUAAUGGCCUGGAGAAUGGGCGCAGACGCACUGUUACCUUUAGCCAGCAGGUGGCCAACAUUCUCCUAAAUGGGGUGCGAUAUGAGAGUAACCUCAGUGAAAGCACAGAGACUGUAGAUACACAAAUGUCAUUAAAGCUGCUUUGUAUUGCCAUCUAUAGGAUGCCCCCAUCCCUUCGCAGCCUUUGCACCAACCACUUUCUGGGCUGGCUGUCUUUUGAGGGCAUGCUGCUUUUCUACACUGACUUCAUGGGUGAGGUGGUGUUUGGAGGCGACCCAAAGGCACAGCACGACUCAGAAGCCUACCAGCGCUACAACGCCGGGGUCAGCAUGGGCUGCUGGGGCAUGUGCAUCUAUGCAUUUAGUGCUGCUUUUUAUUCAGCAAUCCUGGAGAAGCUGGAAGAGCAUUUUUCACUACGCUCACUGUAUUUCUUUGCAUAUCUUGCAUUUGGUUUGGGCACAGGCCUGGCCACGCUGUCCACCAACAUCUACGUUGUGCUGUCUCUGUGUGUCACUUACGGAGUGCUCUUCUCAUCCCUCUGCACACUGCCUUACUCCCUGUUGUGCGAAUACUACCAGAGUCCGCAGUUCUGUGGCUCUUCGGAGGAUGGCACCAAGAGGGGCAUGGGGGUGGACAUCUCUCUGCUCAGCUGUCAGUAUUUUCUAGCCCAAAUUUUGGUCUCUGUAGCAAUGGGCCCCCUUACCUCACUGGUAGGUGGGGCUCAAGGCGUGAUGUACUUUUCGAGCUUGAUGUCGUUUGUGGGCUGCCUGUACUCCUCGCUGUGUGUGGUGUACCAGCUGCCACCUCCAGAGGGCAGAGCGGACGUUGAGACCGGAGUGUGACUGACUACAGCUCGGCUGUAAUGGAGUACGGUGCCUGGUACAGAGGAGACAAGCCAAAUUCUCUGAACUAAAGUGGACUCUUCAGAGCACUCCAAUAUGGGACUUGGGAGACUAUCCAAAGGAUAUUAGCUUUCCCCCCACUAGGGGGCCUAUUUCACACGUUUCACUGCAGGCUAAACAAAAUGUCGAACUGUUCUGCACUGUGCUGAGGUGCCAAGCUUUCUUUUUUCUUUUGUAUUACAUUCAGUCCUGAGCUCAGACCGUCUCAGGUGCUGCAGGAAAUUCUGAUCACUUAAUCUGGAACGGCCCCAGGAAACCUGAACAAACGAAUAAAGCUUACAGUACUAUCUACACUCUGAUUCUCAGUAAAGCAUGUUUAGAGAUAUUCAUGUUGCACAUCUGUAACUGUACAAGCAAUAGAAAAUGAGGUACAAAUUCAAAUAAAUAUUUUUCACAG
Messenger RNA from Trichomycterus rosablanca, 2921 nucleotides. RefSeq names its product solute carrier family 45 member 1 (gene slc45a1). Bases 38 to 2464 code for a protein of 808 amino acids. Gene Ontology annotation, biological process: transmembrane transport. NCBI's taxonomy places the organism in Eukaryota, Metazoa, Chordata, Actinopteri, Siluriformes, Trichomycteridae. The record is from RefSeq and is a predicted model, not a curated record. Gene Ontology annotation, cellular component: membrane. Gene Ontology annotation, molecular function: sucrose:proton symporter activity. The transcript has 10 exons.